UCUUUUUUUUUGUUCCCUACCUACAUGGCAUACGCAUCCGAUUCUGAUUCAGACGUUAUUCCCACUAUGGAGCGAGAUUUACCUAAUAUUCUUGUUACUGGUACUCCCGGUACCGGCAAAACUACCACCAGCGAAAUGAUUGCUCAACUGACUGGAUUGCAGCAUGUCAAUGUCGGUGAGAUUGUCAAGACAAAUCAAUUGCAUGAAGGUUAUUUGGAAGAAUUUGAUACCCAUGUGUUGGAUGAGGACAAGCUUUUGGAUGAAUUGGAAGACGUCAUGAAAGAAGGUGGCAAAGUGGUUGAUUUUCAUACAUGCGAAAUUUUCCCUGAGCGUUGGUUUGAUUUAAUAUUGGUAUUGCGAACGGAUACCGCUACUUUGUAUGAUCGUAUGGAAAAGAGAGGUUACAAUAAGCGCAAGAUUGAAGAAAAUAUGGAGUGCGAGAUCAUGCAGGUUGUAUUGGAAGCUGCCCGUGAAUCGUACGCUGAAGAAAUUGUGGUGGAACUCCAGAGCACUACCACCGAUGAUAUGGAGAGUAACGUAGAACGGGUCAAACAGUGGCUUGAUGCCUGGAAGGUCCAACACAGCAAGAACUAGACAGUAAAAAAAAAACUAUCUUUGUAUACAUAUUAUAUGACUCAACGAUUCGUCUUUCGCAUUCAACCUCCUUAGUAUUACGCAUUAAAGAAAUUUCAUUAGACUAUACAGACGACGGGAAAGGACAGGCUGA
Messenger RNA from Radiomyces spectabilis, 727 nucleotides. RefSeq names its product adenylate kinase isoenzyme 6-like protein. Gene Ontology annotation, molecular function: AMP kinase activity; ATP hydrolysis activity; ATP binding. The transcript has 3 exons. Gene Ontology annotation, cellular component: nucleus; cytoplasm. Lineage: Eukaryota; Fungi; Mucoromycota; Mucoromycetes; Mucorales; Radiomycetaceae. The record is from RefSeq and is a predicted model, not a curated record. Bases 25 to 594 code for a protein of 189 amino acids.